AAAGGGAGAACGGGAGGACGAAGCCGUGGAUGUUGACGCCAUCAACGAGCAGCUGGCCCACGUGGAUGUUGACGCCAUUGAAAAGAUUCCCCGAGAAGUACCACGGUGGACUAUGACCGUUCCGAUGCCGAACAUUAUCUACAACUUGGUCAAGGGAGCCGGCAAAGAGGGGAUUUCCAGCAUGUACAUCGUAUUAUCGGACCGUUUUAUUACAGGCCAAUGGAUCAAGUCUUGCAUCGAAUGACCGACUUUCCAUCGAAAUCACAACCAAUAGAAUAUAUCCAUCUAGCUGUUAUCCGUGAGACUAGUAUCACUCACCGUCAGACUCAUUAUCACUACUUCUGCUAUGAAUCGCAUCAACAGCUUGUCAAGGAAGGACUUGCUGUUGAGCCUUGGGCGAUUACAUCAAAGAAGAAAGGCGUCAAGAAAGGAUCGCAAACGGAAGCAUCGGAACGCCCGUCACCUGAGCCCGUUGAAGAACUCGACGAGUACGGCUUUCCGCCUGUUGCCACGAGGCGUCUGGUCAAGAAAGAUGGCUCUGCCAGCCUGGCCGACAGUUCGAAUGUCGGUAAGAGUAAGGAGAAUACGGCGGCAAUGACGGGGAAACCUGGCUGGAAAAAGGGCGUUGCUCGUACUGGCCGACCCCGCAAAUAUCCGAAGGGAGAGGAGCCGUAUCUUUCUGCCAAAAAACGGAAAGCGAUUCUCGAAGCAGCGGCAACAGAAGCAGGGGAAUCACCGAACCCGAGGAAUGGAGAGGGUGAAGACGCCACGACGGAAACGCCCGUGCCAACACCGAAGCGUCGCGGAAGACCACCGAAGAAGCAGAAGACAGACGAUGGUACUCCCGUUGAGCCCAAGCGCCGAGGACGCCCCCCGAAAAACCGUGCCGCGGCGACUAAAGCAAAUACUACACCAGCAACCCCCGCUCAAGGCACCCAGGAAUCAAAAGCCCCAGCUGGAGUCCCCGAGGCAUCAAAAACACCACUUCAAGACUUCCAGGUACCAGAAACUCCAGCUUCUUCCGCAGCGAAAGGCAAGGAAAAACGGGCGAUUCGGGCGACAAAAACUUCUAAGGCCACUGUACCCCCAGUCACUCCUCAAGCCUCUCAAGAAGCAAAUCCGGAUGUCACCGCGCCUGUGUCUGUCGAUGCCACGCCUACCCCAGCGCCUGUAAAGCAGGGCCGUCCACGCAAAACCGCAACACCCAGGACAGUAACACCCAAAACCCCAAGGACCACACGAAAGCGCAAGGCCGUUUCCCCACCCCCCGCGGAGUCAGCUCCAGACAAGCGUAGUCGGGCUGACGCACUCCCUGACACCAACGCUCAAGUGCCCCUUGUGCUAGAAGAGCCUACAGAUGUUCCGAUGGAAGAUGCACCAGCUCCCGAAGCCCUUGAAACAUUGGGUGAGCCGGUUGUCGUUGGGCCACAGGAGAUUGUUUCUGGAGGGGCAGGAAGGAUCCCUGAACCGUCGCCAAUGGCAGAGCCCGUAAACACUCCAAUGAAAAUCGAAGCGGCGCCCGAGAAAGAGCCUGAGCCGCUUGCUCCGGAGCCGAAGAUUGUGUUCAAUAUUGAUGGCAUUCCUGUCGAAAACGAGGGUCUCGAGGAAGGUGACAACGACUCCUACGGAUCCAUUGGCGGAAUGUUAGCCCUUGGUCGCCAGCAAGUGGUCCUGGAUUUGAUGGCGGAGCACGAUGGGGUUUUCCCUGGUGGUAACGAGCUUCGCCACGCCUUCAACCAGAAGUAUAGACAAAGGAAUCCGAAGGCAGGAAUAGCCGAUCGUCGGCUUGUUCGCGGUGUCGUUCAGUCACUUCAAUACAAAGGCAAAAUCAACCAAUUCACCUUCAGCUUCCUAAACGGACGAGGAAUUCUCACAACCAAGAAGCUCUUGGUAGAUAUCAAAAUACCGAUGGAGUCCCCGAUGAUUGCCGAGGCUGUUAGACAGAUGAAGGCUGCUGAUGGAGGUCUUUGGUAUCCACCAGGAGUUGACUUGGCUCCAGAGGUGAAGGAGAAAAUGUUGAAUCCGACGAAUACCUGGGUACAAGCGCCGCAGAGUGCCAUCGAAGAGACCGAGUUCGACAGGAUCUAUCCGACUUCUGUGGAGAAUAUCAAGAAACAGCGCGAAGAGAGAGCGGUAGAACGUGCCGUUAAGAAUGCCCAGAAGGCUGAGGAGAAGCGGGUGCGGCAGGAGAUGCGUGCCUUGAAGAAGAGCGGCAUAAUCUCACAUUACACCGGAAAGUUCACCGAGGAGCAGAAAGAAGAGGCCCGUCGAAGAAAGGCAGAGCUCAGCAACAAGAUCCACAAGCUGCGACACAAGUUUCAGGGACCUAUGGACGACGAAGCUGAGGAAGAUACAGGCCCUCAGACGAUAUGGUGGGAAGACUUCGUUCAGCGUCCUUCCUCUAUUUCUCUUCUUAAAGAUAUUAAGGACGUCCGAAAUUGGGAAAUGCUGAAUAAAUAUGAUAAGUCGCUUAAUCCGGCAAAGGAAGACGGCCUCGUUAUGAUCAAUCACUUUGGACCUGAAGUGGAGGUUGGCGAGGACUUUUCCCAGGUGCCGCCUUCUAUGGAGCACAUCGUGAGAAAUACUGUCUCCAAGACAGGUGGAGUGAAGAGGACUGUUGGGCGCCCUAGCCUGUACAUGGCUGUGCCCAGGCCUCGAGCUAGAAUCGCAAGCUUAACUGGUGUAGAGGAAGAUGACGGUGGUCCGCCGCCGGUUGGCAAAAAGAGACGGCGAAGAAGGGUAUUACAGAAGGAGCCGACAGUUUCCCGUCGCCAGCAGGCAAUGGCCGCUAUUCACCAAACCACUACGCUUGAAACAGUUGAUGAGGAACAGGAAGUGCAUGCCAGGAAGGACUGGAGGUAUAGGAAUAAGUACACGAUUCCGAAGGAAGACGAAGACACCCUUUUGAUUGCCGUGAUCAUUGUCCGGACCAUCUUUGGCAAUGUUGACCGUAAGAUCAACUGGGACCUCGUGAGGAAGGCUACACCCCAGCACUUACCGGUUGUUCUGCAACGCCGUUGGCCACGAGUACGCGACGUUCAUAAGACUCACUUGAAGAAGCUUCAAUCCGAAUUCGAGGAGAUGUACCUUGAGGCUUACGCUAAUGAUGAGCUACCGGUAAUCAAUCUCAAGGACCCCAUGAGUUUUGAUCUGCCACUCCAUGUGAAGUGGUUCCGAGACAACCUUGAGCUCCCUGAGGCUCAUGCUGUUCCUGAACUUUCGGCUAAACGGGAAGUCUUCGACAACUUGUACAAUCUUCGCCUGGAGAAACCAUCGACAUGGCGUGCGGACUAUCACAAUCCGACCUUUACGAUGGGCAAUAGGGCCAACCAUUUUGUGUGCUAUGCCUACGAGGUUCCUAUCAGUCCUGAAGUCGAGAUCAACAAAUCAAGUGAAGUGGUUGACUACGUCAAGUCAAUCAUUAAGGCCAAUGUCAUCACCGAUGCUGCCAGUUACAAUCCUGCCGAAGCCUUCGCGCUUAUCCACGAACAGCCCGAGGAUGCAGUAGACGAGGCUUUCUUCGAAUUGAACAGUAACAAGGUCGUCGCUCACCGCAAGGAGCACAACCGCGUUGCGCCUGGUCGGAAUUACGAGUUGACGGAUAAAUUUCAUUCCUCACUGCGUACUCCUAUGGACGAAAAGCUGUUUGCUCAGGCCCUCAAGUUCGAUCGCAACCUCAAAAACAUGUUUGUUCAGCAACAGGCCGUGGAGCUUUCGCCAUUUUUGAAUGACGGAUCGGUGGCGUGCAUCUUUGAUUUGGUUGCUAAUGGACGGGUAUGUGAUCAAUCUAUUUUCUUAUUUCGCAUUAGCUAAUUUUCAUACAGGUGCGCCUCGAAAAACGCGAGUACAAAGCCAAUGCGAUGGGACUGGUUGACGGC
Tricharina praecox is the source of this 3878-nucleotide messenger RNA. RefSeq lists its product as uncharacterized. The coding region runs from base 220 to 3813 and encodes 1197 amino acids. NCBI's taxonomy places the organism in Eukaryota, Fungi, Ascomycota, Pezizomycetes, Pezizales, Pyronemataceae. The record is from RefSeq and is a predicted model, not a curated record. Gene Ontology annotation, molecular function: DNA binding. The transcript is spliced from 5 exons.